GAGCGCACAAGCUGCUAAGGGGUUGAAAUUAAACCUUCACUCGCCCACCAGAAGAAUCGUUUGCCCCGUUUUGCUGCAUUGCAUCCGUGGGUUCAUUGCAUGCGUGCGUUCCCCGUUUCACCCAUCGCCCCCAAAAAACCCAAUCGUCCCAUCCUGCUGGUUCACUGACUCACGCGACAAACCGACAAACCAACGUCCGCAAAGGGAGGUUUUGUUUUCUUUCUUCCGUGUUUUUUGUUGCCUUCUUUCAUUUCCCCUUUUUCUUCCUCUAAAAACGAUCGCGAUCACUGACGGACGAUGAUACUAAUGAUCGCGUCGAUGACGAUGCACGUGUUCGAUGUGAAAAAGAAGAAAGAAUCGAACUUUAAAAAAAAACGCACACGCACACACAUACAUAGAAUACACCAAACCGGUUUCCAUUCGACCAAGCCCCCCUGCUGGGGUGGUUCGAUGCUUCACUUAUGUAUGCGGGGCGUUACGGCCAGAGGAAACGCCAGCGGGAUGCAUUCGAAUGAGUCUUGAACUUCUGGGCAAAGAUUUAGCGGCCCGCCUGUACAAAGAUGGUCGAUGACUUUGAUAGGAUAUCGAUUUCACUCCCCAAGUGCACCACGCUUGUAUGUGUGAGUGUUUGUCUGUGUGUGUGUGUGUGUGUGUGUGUGCUUGUGCCCUGACCCUGUUGCUUAAGUUCUGCAACAUUUCAGCAAAACCGCGUGUUUGGGCGGAAGGAAACGGCCAACUAAAUGACCCCCGUGAGAACUAAUGCUGCUCGCUGUAUAAACGACCUCUUUUCCUUUUUACUUGUUCUAUUUUGUUUUUCGUCUCUUUUUCUAACGCUUUAAUGCCUUUUUUCUUUUCUUGUGUUUGUUCUUUUUUCUUCUUAACAUGCUUGUUUGUUUGCUAUGUUUCACGUGCCUCAUAUCCUUCUUCAUGUUGCGCUUGUGUGUGUGUGUGUUUAUGUAUAUAUGAUCGAUUCUUGUUCGAACGUGUUCUGACCGGGUUCGGACAAUCGCUUUCCUUACUUCUUCCUUGAUUUGUCUGGUCUAGAAGAAAAUAAAAAAAUCACCAUGAUCACCAUGAUCAUGACCGACCCAUUCUAUCCAAGGAGAAUGGUUCAAAAUGAUUAAAUCAAUUUUACAUCAAUUUGCUGCCCAUUCGGCACAAACCCUAAAAAAAAAACUACCCACCCUUCCGGUCUUCUCGAAACCAGUAACCAAUGAUUCAUCUCUUAUAGUAAAAGCGGUGUACGAAUCAGUGGCAGACACACACACACACAAGAACUCUUGCACACAACUCCCUACAUUUGUGGUGUGUUUUAUUUUCUUUCGCACAGAAGAUACACACUUGCUGAGCGAGGCAGAUUAACGCUUGGUGCCGUGACCAGGAUUAGACAGCGGUGUUUGAAACGAGAUACGUACGUGAUGCAAAAAAAAAACCACUGUGCGGCGAUGAGCUCCGGGUUGUGUGAAACCGUCAGCCGGGGCCAUAUGACGAACAUUAUCAACGCCAUCACCCGGUGUUGGUUUGGCAACAAAAAAAAAACCAACAUAAAGCAAACCGGUUUAUGCUAAAGGCUCGUCUGCACACUGAUAAACAAGCGCUUCGUAGCAAGCAAGGACGCUGCUGAGAAGUUGCCUCCGUUUAUACGACACUUGCUCUGUUCUGUUCCUCUUUCUUUCGCCCUUUCUUUUCUUUUCUUUUCUCAAGCACACACACACUGUUUGCUCCCUUGUCUCUCUCUCUCUCUCUCUCUUUUCGUAUAUUAUGCGUUCGAUCUCCCUUCAGGUGACCGUAGCACCUUCCGUAACCUAAUUUAAAGCCCAUCCGCACGCUCCCUCCAGUUACACCUACGUUACCGCACGUUAGACAUUGUAAAAACGAAAACCAGUAGCCAAGCGUUUUAUGUAUGUAUAUCACGCGCUGAUCUUCCAUUAUCUUACUCACUCCACUUCACCCUCUCCCCUGGAUCUGUUCCGAUCACUCCUGGGGCAUCGGGUUUUUGUAGACGGCCGUCUUUUUAUCGCUUGCUUUUGCGUGUUUGUUUCCAUUUACCAUGCGUGUUGUAUCGCGUGGCGUUACCUGUAGCCAACCGGACACUGACUUCUAGGUACUUCUAGGGUUGUUUUAUUUCCUAACCAACUAGAUCUUGUGAGUGUGAGGUUAGAAAUAAGUAAGAUUUAAAUAAUUUCUUACAGUAUUGUAGCCCCCUUUUAUCCUCACAGUGAUUGUGUCUUAUUUUAAUAAGAUUGUCGCUGUCGGAAAUUAAUUAGUCAAUCUGAUCGGUUUCUCCUCAGCCACGGUUCUUACGAUAUGCUACACGAAAACAUGAUGCAACAAAGCGUAAAUAUUGAAAAACUGUAAAACAGCGAGAUGAGAGGCAAUAGGACCAGUAUCGGGUGUGUGCGUGGUGCAUUAGACAUUAGCUAAUGUUGGCUUCAACAAGAGGCUUACAAAUGUGGACAGCAAAAUCUCAUCCGUAAGAUCGAGUAAUAUGGUGAAACAGAAAAAAAAACACACAAAUGUAAGGAACAAGCAGCGAAAAUGUAGAUGCAGGAAGGGAAGGCAGAAAACGAAAGGGAAUAAAAAUACAUCCGCAGGGACGCAACAGUGGAAAGCGUCAUAAAAGCGAACGUGGAGAAGAAAAAAAAACCAACAGUAACAAUAACAACCAAAAUAAGACAAGAAACGAUUGAAAAAAGGAGACAUACAAAUAAUUACAAAUGGUCUGAAAAAGAAAGGGGACCUCAAGAAGGAACGGACAAAGCAGGGAAGAGAGAAAAAGUUUUGCCUGCCUGACAGUGUACGGCGUGUGUAUACCGGACAUUUGGGUUCAAUUUCACGACACUUCCCACAGCACGCGGGAAGAAGCUGGGCGGGAAGAAGUUUGGACGAGAAUUAAGUCACCUUUUCUUGGAUGGCAGCAAGGUCCGUAACACGGUAGCAAUUAUAUCACUAACACAAGUGAUCGAGCGGUGAAGAAUAUCCACCGAAUAUCCGUGGAAACACCUACUGAAAGACCAAAAUCCUUAUGAAAUCCGAAUAUAUCCAAACAAACGAUCCAUCGGUAAGCAGUUUUAUGCGAUGGUCGGUUGUGCUUCUGCCGCUCCGUCAAACAAUUAGCAAAGAAACAGCACGCUCGCAGUGGCACGCGUUUGCUUAUAUAUUCCUAAAAAUAAAAUAUCAUCCAACAAACUCAAUUGACUGGCAAAAAAGCAUCAUCAUGGGACUUUCCCGCGCAGCGGCUAACGUUUGUGUAUUACAUUUUCCGAACGUUAGUUUUUCCUGUUUUCUUUUUUUGUACAUGAAAUGGAAACGAGAGAGAGAGAAUCAGCUAUUAAUAAGGCGAUUACCAGGCGAAAAAGACAAUACGUCACCCACUGUAGCGAGAGGCACAACAGAGCGAAAGAGAGUGUGAGAGAUGGAGAGGGAAGGGUGGGAAAGGGGGUGCAAUAAACACUUUUGAUUUGUUUUAAAAAAUGGAAAGGAAACAACAUCAGUACUUCUCAAAUGGAAUACAAAUUUAAGGAUUAGCAAGGAUUAUACCGAUCGCGCACACAGGACAUUCGAUCUGGGUCCCCGGCACGGAAGGAACACUGCUCAUGCUGCAGUCAUGCACCCACCUGACACGCUUUGGCAGUAGAACGAAUUGCUCCAAAGACAAAGCGCAAAAAAUACGGUAGGUAGGAGAAAGAAAUCCUGGUUCCUGGGUGAUGCAGGAAAUGCUGGCGACAUAUAGAACAAAACAACAAUAAAAAAAACAGCACUAUCACAACACUUUGUGACCUGACCUGACUCCGAGAGUCACUGACUGCUUAGUGGUGUUUCUGUGUGUGUGCACGAGGAAACCCACCAAAAGGGAAAUAAAAAAGUUUGACCGAAAAUCGACCCCCUUCUCCUCAUAUGUACCCAUCUCCUUCCAGCAUCGCGCCAGGGUUUUGGGUUAAGAUUGCGUACGAGGUUUUUGAUGUGUGCUAACCCACCGUCCGAUAGAGGCAGGUGGGGAAACCCAGUGGCAAAUGGGGGAAGAAAGGAAGGAUCCCUUAUGGAAAGGUAACACAACAAAAAAAAAACGAUGGAGAAGAACAACACACAAAGAGCUAACGUUCGUGCGAGCUGUCACAGGGGGAAAGAAAAACAAAACACCCAAAGCAAAACCCGCACACCCCGCACACCACCCCCGUGUGAGGGCAGAAAAACUGUGCGCGGGGUUAAUUGAAGUGGGAAUGAUACGGUGGCUAUAGUCAUAUUCAAAACGCUUUUGGUCUAUUUGUGCUAUCAAACUGCAAGACGGUUGCUUGGCUGAUGGGUAUAUAUGGCAACCGGGCUGCUGUGUGGGAAACCGCGUACAGGAUGGGCAGGACGAAGGGAGUAAAUGAAAGAGAGCGAGAGCGUAUGAACGAGAGAGUUGCCGCACGCGAUCGGUCAAUUUGAGCGCGAAGGGCUUGUUGUUUUCAAUUUUGGGUUUCCCCCGCACCCCGUUAUGCUUUUCCUCCACCGUUAAGGCAGCCUCCUGCACAAGGAAGCACACAUGUACAUUUAACCCCUAAGCCUCACCCCGCUUCCUACCAAAACGCUACCAUCAAAACACAAAACCCUUUUACCGAGUUCUUAUUCUAGCUCGGGUUCUUCCAUCGUUCUCUUUCUCUAGCUUAUGCGCACUUACCCCGCGUGCGAGAGUGAAUUAUGUUCUGUUGCGUGUGAUUUUCUCUCAAUCCCCAACCCCGUAUGACCCGCGUGCAACGAUGGAAAGAGAUAGCAUUCGCCGAUUCCUCUCACAACAUGUCCGAUCUCACGAUUUUGCUCUCACACUCACGCACUAUAUCGCUGCGCUCGCUCGCACUGUAACGUUCGCGCUCGCUUACGCACCCGCUACGCCAGGCGGCCUGUUGCGCUUCGGCUACGCAUACGCGCGCUUGCCAUGUAUGCUUCGGGAAGGCGACCAAACCCGAACGCAACGACCGAAGAAAGAAUAUCCCGCGCGCGCGGUCCUUUCUCUGGGUAUAUUCGACGGUGACGCAGUGCCGUGUGCUUUAGUUUACGUCCAGCUUUCAAACCGUACGGAAGUGUCUCUGCACAGCACCGGUGCGCCGUGUCUCAUUCUCUGUGUGUCUCUUUGUGACCCAAAGCCCGUCGACCGUACCGAGGCAAGGUUAUAGAAAGUAUCGAACCGUGUUCUUGAAUGUGCCAAUUUGCUGCGUGAAUACUGUGUGCCGCAAUCGCGGAGGAGAAACAAAAAGAAAAACAGAGCGGGAUUUGUUGUGCAAUAACAAAAGCCGACCCAUCGUACAGGGCGGAUGCAUUUAUCUGCUUUUACCGUACAGUAACAUUUAUAUGCCGAGUUGAGUUGCAAGUGCAGUGUGAACGUUUUAUGUUUUUUUCCGUGUGAAGAACAGCGGAUGAAGGAGAAAGUAGUGUCGUCGUCAAAAUAACAACAACAACAGCAGUAUAACCCACUUUACUGCACUGUAUUAAACAAACUAUUACACCGAGCACCAUCCGAAACUUUGUGCCUCUGUGUGUGCGUGUGCGUUUGUGUGUGAAGAUGGCAAUUGCAUUUUACAUUCCGUCGUUGGACGAUGCGGAGGAGAAUCAGCGGCUGCUCGAGCAGCAACAGAUUGUACUGCAGCGACAGUAUCUGCUACAGCAGCAGUACCAUCUGCAGGCACAGCUGAACCAGCUGCGGCAGCAACAACUCGCCCUGGAGCAACAAUCAGCCGCCAUAUCCACCAUGGCCACUGGCACCUCGGGAGCUUCCGGUCUGUCCGGCACAUCCACAGCUUCCGGGGUAACAGUGCCAACCAGCGCCGCAACACUCACACCGGCAGCACCAACUUCCACCACGUUCCAGCAACCACCACCAUCAACUCCCACAUCGACUCCGGCAAGUUCAUCUGUGCCCUCCAACUCCACCUACUUCACCACACCAGCCCCACAGCAUCCACAGCACCAUCGGUUCUGGAUGUUACGGGGGGUACUCUACAACAUUCUGUUCCGUCAUCUCCUGGACAAUGAUCCUGCCUGCAGUCGGUGUAUGUUUUGCAGCAAAUUACUCACAAUGCUACGUAAUAUCUGCUAAACAGUAGUCGUCACCGAUCACCACCAUCAUCGCGAACAGGUGCUCUACCCAGAAUCCUGCUCCCGGGUCCCGUAACAGCGAGACAACACAAGACGACGACAUCGGACCAGUAACGAGAGAGUUGCGUAUAUAUCUUCACCGGUACGGCUGGGUGCGUUUGGGUGUGCGUGACCCAUAUUCCCACCAUCCGGCUUCCGUAACGUGUGUAGAGCGGCUGUGAUCCAACUUUAAACAAACUCUUGGAAAAAAAGGGGGCCGGUCCUAGGGCUGUGCAGCCGACGGUGUUCUUGUAGCCCCGUGCGUCCAAAGGACACACGGGCGCCGACGGUAUCCUGACUGGCUUUUCACCGACAUUAGCAUCGGUAAAGCAAUAACAACCCCUUACAUUUCCGAUUAGCCGUCGUCUCUUCCUCAAGCAGAAACAGUUUACCCUAAUGGUGCAGCAAAUGCAAAACAUCGUCCUUUAUAUUGCACCAGGUACAACAGAGGACGACCCGUUGCGACCUCAAGCGACUCGCAAAAAAACAAAACAAAAAACAUACACAGCUUCGGUGGUUCGGUGGAGCAAAUGUGCACGGUGAUGUGAAAAGGUGAGCGGGACAAAAUAUACCAUAACUUCACUAAACAGGAUAACGAAGCAACACAAAGAAUCAUGCAAAAAAAAAAAACAACCAGUGCCAAGAAGCAGAACGCAUCGAGGGCAACGUUUUAGCCAUUUAGCUUAUUAUUAGGUUCAGUUUUGUCUUUUGUUUUUUUCCCUUUUCCUCUUUUUUUCUAUAUCACUCGUAAGAUACUAAAGAAAGCAAAUGUUUUAUAGCCGGUAAGGAUAUGCAGGAUUGAUGCAGCCUGUUGAACGGAGGCUGUUACAUAUUGGCCGUGUAAGAAGAGGUAUAGCAAAAUGGUUCUGUGCGCUCUAAUAUGUGUGUUCCAAUUUAAAAACAAUGUCUCUUUUCGUAAAAUUAUUUCCUUUUUUUCUGUUUUAUUUUUCGAGAUCAAUAGUAAUGCUGUGGUAAGGUAAGAAGGGAGCCGCACUGUGGAGUAGAAGAAUACACAAUAAUACAAAAGAAAAGAAAGGAGAUAAAAGAAGAGUAAACAAGCACUAGAAAAGAAAAGGCGUUAGGUUUCAUCAAUGUUUUUUGCUUGGUUUUUUCUUCUUUUUGAUUUAAAUCAAACAUCAGACGGUAUAAGGUAUUCGAGCAUUGGGACCACACAGAAGGUCCUUGCGCACACAAUUUUGCAUACUAACUUAAUCAAUUGGUUUCAUCUCUCUUCGCCCAUCGAUGGUGGCAAAGCAAACAAAAAACAAAGAAGUAAACGUAAAAAUAACAAGUGUAGCGUUUAAGUGAUGGCGAGAUAGAUUUACACACGAACACAAUUUACAUUACAUACGCCCCCGUAACACUAUUUCUUAUCGCAUACCCAAGACCAGUUUAAACCUAGAUGUAAGGCAUUUUAAUCUGUGGCUGUAAGAAUGAUCCUUUUUGAUAUAAGAACCAAAAGCAGCAGAUUGAAGACGACAAACAAAAUACACUGAAAAUAACAAAAACAAGAAGAAAAAAAGGCAACAAAUUUGUGUUAUUGCGGAGGUUAAUCGCAUCGAAUGGAAGGAGUGUGUGAAGGGUGUGUUUAGUUGAUGAAGGUGACGUUCUUCGAGAACGAUUUUUGAUCCUUGAUUUUGUUUUUUUUUCGUUUGUUUUUUUUUUAAUUAUUUUUGACCGAAAGGCACGCACUUUCGGGCAUUAGCAAGUAUCAAACUCAAUGCUAUAAACGCACACUUACAAUCAAUAACAAAACAAAGAAAAAGGAUAUCGUGGAAGCAAUAAUCAAAUCGUUUGCGUACAAUUUUAAUCAAAAAACAAACUUUUUUCCCCUUCUUUAAUGUUUUAUGCGUGAGACAUACCGAUCAGGUGGUUGUGUUUCGCGCACUUUGUGCAUGUUCCUCGCGAACGAACGUGAAUCGUGACAAAGGCGGGUGUACAGGCAUUUAUAAUUUAUCGUGAAAAUCGUAGGUUAAGUUUCCAAAACCACCUUGUGUACAGUCAGCUUUCAAUUAAGAUCUCAAUCAUCUUGCCCCCGGGCGCGUACGUUCGUUCGGUUGUGUUUUGUUUUGUGUCCGGCUGGAUCCUUUAUAAGGAUACGCGCGUAAGGUGUGUAAAUUUGAGUCCGAUUUCUAACCAUUCGAUUUUGAUGAUCCAACAGGUUAAUGGAACGUAAAUAAUGUUUAGGCACACCUAAUUUCUCAUCUUUUCACAAUUAUCCUACUCCGGAACAACAACAACAACCACGUGAACGACGGUUUGGGGAUUGAAAAACAAACUACUUAAAUUCUUAAACAAAGUUCGCUGUAGAAUAUUUUCUGCGUUAAUUAGAUACUAUUUUAUUUUUAGUAGAUUUCCUCUUCUGGUUUUGUGUUUUGUGGCUAAAAAAAAAAGAAACAUCCACACAAACACAAACUAUCCUUCCUAUCCUUUUUCCUUUUUUUCCUUUACUUGUAAAAAGAAAAACCCCAAGAAAACUCGACUGUUUUGCACACGUUGGGGUUUUCCAAGCUCUCGCGAAUUGCUGUGACUGAAACUGACGAACUGACGAGAUGGUGAGGACCGGGCAGAAAGAAAAAAAAAGAAGGAAGUGGUGUAAACGGAAAAACGAACCCGUUUUUCAACCCGCUUUUCCUCCAUUUUUCUACACGGCGCCUCCACGCGUUCCCGUUACCAUAUUUAGCACUAUUUUAUGUGUUUUCAUUUUCUUCUAAUAGAUUAUUGCUUUCUUUUUUUUUGUUGCUUGUCUGUUUUGUUUUUGUUUUGCUCUCUGUCUAACCGACGGGGGAACGAAUAAAAUGGUGGGCUAAGGUAAAGAGGUACAGAGGGUGAAGAAGGUGUAAGAGAAGGAGGAGGCAAGGGUUGUACAUUUUUGUCUUUAUUUACAAACGAAUCAAAUCAAAUCCGCCAAAAUAAAAAAAAAAACCCAAACCCACAGCAAAACAAAACCAAUGAAGAAGAAAAACAAACGAAACAAAACCGGCAGCAAUUAAAUGGAUCUUUUGCUUCUAUAGGCAUAUAGUUUUAUGUUUUUAUAUCUCGUAUAUCUCUACUUACUUCGCUCCGCAAUAUCUGUUGAAUUUUGUUUUCCCUGAACAUACGGUUAGUGGAAGGAAUGCGGUUAGUGUUUAAGGAAAGCAAACAAUGUGAUCAUUAGUAGAGCAGCUAAGCCAAUAAAGAAAAAAAGCACAGCAUUUAAUUAAAAAGAAAAUGGA
Molecule: messenger RNA, 9326 nt
Organism: Anopheles funestus (African malaria mosquito)
Lineage: Eukaryota; Metazoa; Arthropoda; Insecta; Diptera; Culicidae
Exons: 3
Coding region: 5540-6073 (177 amino acids)
Source: RefSeq, a predicted model, not a curated record